Ilex paraguariensis (yerba mate) is the source of this 1398-nucleotide messenger RNA. Lineage: Eukaryota; Viridiplantae; Streptophyta; Magnoliopsida; Aquifoliales; Aquifoliaceae. The record is from the annotation of a GenBank genome assembly.
AUGGAGAUUGCCAGGAUCAGGCAAUUGAUGCUCCUAUGGUGUGGAAUUAGAAGCACCCGUGUUGCCCUCGUGGGUGGAAACCACACCGCUUCUAGGAACGAAACCAAGAUGAAAGGUGUUGGGAUCGGAUUGAAUUCCGCUACCCUUUUGAUCAUUAAGGUCCCGGAUUCGCGGUUUUUGCGUCUUAUGUCACGAUCACUGUUCUUGGCUAUUGUUAUUCUGACAUUGCCCUCAAUUAUGUCUAUUAUCAGGGGAUCUUCAAGUGCUUUCUAUGACUCUGAUGUUGGCUAUGAUGUGAUUGAUUUCGACUUGUUGCCUUUUGUUUUUCGUGAUUUGGCCGACGAAGGCCUUCUUAAAAAAGGCCUUAAGGGUCUCAUUUUGAGUUCUGCCAUUGGUGAUCCUGAAGAAAUUUCGCAGUUCUUAGUUGAUAACGAUAUUAGUUUGGUUAUUGGAUCUGAUUUGGGCCGCCAAAGCUUGAUUCCAAAAGAGACAUUUGAUUUUGUGUUCACACCCAGCUUUCAGGAUGCUAAAUUUUUAGACCGGGUUCUCAAGAUUGGUGGCAUUGUUGUUAUGCAAUUGAGCAAUGACCAUCCAGAUAAGUUUCAACAGCAAGCAAACUAUAAAAUUGUGUAUAUUCGGAGAUUUGAUUCGACUGUGGUAGCAAUGAGGAAAAUUGAUGUGGUGGAUGGCUUAGCGAAAUCCCCAACAAAGCAGAGACUUUGUGGGAUCACAGAAGAGGCCAAGAAAGCGGCAUUGGGGGGUCUAGAGGACGUAUUGCUCGAGCCACCAAGACAAGCAUUAGCAAAAUCGAGCAAUGGCUCAAGGAAAAUCAAGUUCCUCCCCAAUUUGUUGGGGGACUCACUUGAAAGCUAUCAGCGUCGGAUUUUCAUUUCAGAUGAAAAAGCAGGAGUUCUGGAAUGGUUUCAUGAAAAUUAUCCGAUGGGAAAUCAGCAAUUUGAGAUUUAUAAUUUGGAGUUUGAUAUGUAUGAAGCGGACAAGGUAGACAAAGGAUCAUUAAGCAGAAAUUCGCCUCAGACAAUUGGGGUGUCUGAGUGGUUGAUGAAGAAUGUAAAGGAAGAGGACUNUAUGUAUGAAGCGGACAAGGUAGACAAAGGAUCAUUAAGCAGAAUGGCGCCUCAGACAAUUGGGGUGUCUGAGUGGUUGAUGAAGAAUGUAAAGGAAGAGGACUAUGUUGUGAUGAAGGCAGAAGCACAAUUGGUAGAGGAGAUGAUAAACAAGAAGACAAUAUGUUUGGUGGAUGAGCUGUUUUUAGGUUGCAAGAACCAAUGGCAAGAGGAUGGGGUAGAAAAUGAGAGUAAGAGGGCUUAUUGGCAGUGCUUGGCAUUGUAUGGAAGGCUGAGAGAUGAGGGGGUUGCAGUGCACCAAUGGUGGGGCUAA